Molecule: messenger RNA, 421 nt
Organism: Staurois parvus
Lineage: Eukaryota; Metazoa; Chordata; Amphibia; Anura; Ranidae
Source: the annotation of a GenBank genome assembly
CAGCGGGCAUCGGGUCACCAGGCAUGACAGCCGGCACUGGGUCAUCAGGCAUGGGAUUGUCUGGCUCAACAGCGGGCAUCGGUUCACCAGGUAUGACAGCGGGCACUGGGUCACCAGGCAUCAGGUCAUUUGGCUCGCCAGCGGGCACCACGUCAUCUGGCAAGGCAGUGGGCACCGAGUCACCAGGCACGACAGUGGGCUCCGAGUCAACUGGCAUGACAGCGGGCACUGGGUCAUCAGGUACCGUAUCGUCUAUAUCGACAGCGGGCAUCGAGUUAACUGGCCUAAUGGGAUCAUCAGGCUGGAUCAGUUCAUCAGGCUGGGUAGAGACAUCAGGCUGAAUGGAGGCAUAAGGCUGAAUGGAGGCAUCAGGCUGGGUGGUGGAAUCAGGCUGGGUGGAGGCAUCAGGCUGGGUGGAGGC